AUGUGUGCACUUGCGUGCCUAAAAUUCAAACCCCCUUCAAAUGUUGUACUGAAAUCUGCUUCCACGACAUCGUUCAGGAAACCGUUCAUACGAAAAAUGACGUCACCGUUGGACGAUUAUCGUAAACGUGCUAUUUUCUUCUGGAGUGAUCUCAGAAAUGACGUGGAAGGUGUGAACACUACAAGAAUUAAGGAAGAGAUCUAUUCAAUACUCGACAGGGAACCGUUAUUUGCCCGCGACUUCAGGAGACUAUCGCUCAAGGAACACAGGGAAAUCAACCAUAAACGUUGGAAGAGAAUUAUUGAGUUGGGACUUGUGUACGAUCAAUUUGAGGAUCUGGAAAGAUACCAAUGUCUUACUGAAGUACUGGAGACUUAUGAUCAAGGACUAUCCGCACGUCUGGCUUUGCACUCCUCGGUUUUCAUGACUGCUCUAGUUUCUAUGGGAACCGAUCGUCAUAGAGAAAUAAUCAAGAAAGCAAAGAGAAAUGAGAUAGUAGGCUGUUUCUGCCUGACGGAAGUCAGCCAUGGAUCAAACACCCAAGAGAUCCAAACUACUGCAACAUUUGACAACGGAGAAUUUGUUUUCAAUUGUCCGAAUGAGGGAGCAAUAAAAUGUUGGGCUGGUAAUUUAGCACAAUCGGCCACCCAUGCUGUCGUUUUUGCUCAGUUACAUGUUUCUGGAAAAUGCGAAGGAGUCCAUGCGUUCGUUCUUCAAGUUAGGAACAUGGAAACUUUCGAACCACUUCCGGGAAUCGUUAUCGGAGAUAUGGGCGAAAAGCCAGGCGCAUGGAACGGUGUUGAGAAUGGUUGGAUGGAAUUUAAGGAUCACCGUGCCCCUCUAUGGACACUUCUCAACAAGGGCUGUGAAGUUACCGAAGCUGGGAGCUACUUUUCGCACUAUAAAUCGUCUAGCGAACGGCAGUCCGUCAGCCUUGGAGCACUAUCUGUUGGCAGGAUUGGCAUUAUUGGCAAAGGCAUCAUUGCAUGCGGUUUAGCUGCGACAAUAGGGAUACGCUACAGUGCAUGCAGGAAGCAGUUUGGGCCCAAGAAAGGAGCGGAAAUCCCCGUGCUAGACUAUCCGCUUCAGCAACAUCGGUUGUUCCCCUAUUUGGCAGGACAUUUCACUCUGCGAGCCUUCCACAAAAAGUUUUUAGAACAUUUCACCGAGUAUAUGAUGCGUGUGAUGCAGGGUGAGAAGUCAGAUGAACUAGCCAACUUCGCCAAAGAGGUUCAUGCGCUUUCGGCUGCGGCGAAGCCAGUUGCCACAUGGUUUGGAGUGCAAGCUUUGGAUGAGGCACGACGAGCUUGCGGUGGACACGGGUUUCUUUAUUGUUCGCGAUUAAAUGAGUUACGAGACAGUUUUGAUCCUUCGCAGACAUUCGAGGGUGAGAAUAAUAUGAUUCUACAACAAACGAGCAAUAUUCUUCUUGAGAAGUCUCGGGAAGAAUACAUGGAUUCACCGAUGAAAACAUUUGAUGUUUUAUAUGGAGAAUCAAGUAAUUUUAGGGACUUUGGAGAAGAUAUCUUGGAAGAUGUGUUAAACGCAUACAGAUGGUUGAUUAAAUACUAUUUACAUGAAACCAGAGAUGCUUAUGACGAAUUCUUGAAAGAAACGCAAAACGAUACGUUCGAAUCUCGAUAUGAGACACAGGUGCACAGAGCUCAGUUACUUAGUAUAGCGUACGCUGAAUAUGUGAUUGUGAAAUGGGCGGCUGACGCCUACAGGAGUCUGGAAAAUCCUCGCGUUUAUCAGGUGCUGCUACGAAUGCCCUCCUUAUACGGCCUCUACUCUUUGGAAAAGCAUCUCGGAUCAUUUUACAUGGGCGGAUACACCUAUACGGAACAGUUCGGAGAAGGUAUACGACGGUCGAUUCGCCAGCUUGAGGCCGAUCUCCUACCGGACUCGGUCUCUUUAGUCGAUGCUAUCGCUCCACCAGAUUUUGUUCUCAACUCGGCACUAGGAAUGAGUGAUGGAAAGCCAUAUGAUCACAUGAUGAAGGAGUUUCGUUCUCAUACCAAUAUGAAACCAGAUUGGUGGCAAGAUCUCAGAGAUUUUCUUAAGGAGAACGCUAAAAAAAGCAAAUUGUAG
This is a messenger RNA of Necator americanus (New World hookworm), 2091 nucleotides long. RefSeq lists its product as uncharacterized. The transcript has 20 exons. Lineage: Eukaryota; Metazoa; Nematoda; Chromadorea; Rhabditida; Ancylostomatidae. Gene Ontology annotation, biological process: fatty acid beta-oxidation using acyl-CoA oxidase; lipid homeostasis. The record is from RefSeq and is a predicted model, not a curated record. Gene Ontology annotation, cellular component: peroxisome. The coding region runs from base 1 to 2091 and encodes 696 amino acids. Gene Ontology annotation, molecular function: pristanoyl-CoA oxidase activity; FAD binding; fatty acid binding.